AGUGAAGGCUGUGCGAAUCGAGGAUACGUUAAUGUGCCAAAACAUUCGCGACGCGUUGAUAUCACGUGACUGUCCAUUUGGGCUUAGCGGGGAGCCUCCCGACUUCACCUCACCCGCUCGUCGUCGUUUGCUCGUGGCUCCUUCUUGACCUCACCUUCUCACCUUCGUCCUCGCGCGCCUUCUCUCAGUUCCUCGUCCCCUUCCAUCCUAGCGUACCCUUUCCUAUUCUCCCUCCAGGUUUCCUCUUGCGGUCACACGUCAGGAGGUACUUGUUUUUAGGUCGCGCAUUUCCUUGGUUUCCUACCUUGGACCCUCUCCCUACCCGUGGCAUCUCCAACACCGACACCUUCCAUCUCCCUUCCAUUUUGUUCGCUUCCUACCCUCGAGCAAUUCCCGGCAGCAUAUCCCGUGAAGCUUUCCUUGAUUUUUCAACCGACGGGCUCCAUCAUCACUAUUGCUCUGCUCUUUCUUCCGUCGGCACCAACACCGUCUCUCUCUCCACCUCCAGCCUCUCCACAGCACCAGAUUCCCCUCCCCGUCUAUCGCCAAGCACCAGCACCUUCUGUGGGAACUUCUGGUGUACAUAAACGAUCUUAAGAAACGAAGAAAGCAGUUUUCAUUCUUGACAUCCGACUCCUUUCACGUAAGUGAAGACAGAUCAGCACAGUGAUUACAAUGUCCGCCUCUCCAUCCAAUCUGCAAUCGACUAAGCGUCCUCUCGAGGACCCUUCCUCCCCCUCGGGCCCCAACGACCAGCCGGAGGCUAAGCGCCCCGCACUUGACAAAGUAGCACGCAGUGACGCCGAGGCCGAGGCCGAGACCGACGUGUCGGCCAACCAGAUCCCGUCCGUCGAGGAUUCUAAGGAUACCCAGGGCGACACCGUUGUUCCCGACGCCCCCAAUGGAAAGAGUCACCCAGAGACUCAGCCGAUCCAGUCGACUGCUUCGCACGGUGAGCGGGCUGGUUCCCAGUCCGAUACGCACCCCCCACAGGACGAGUCGAGCUGGAUCCACAUCCGUGCCGUAAUCUCCAGCCCCGAGGCUGCCACUGUCAUUGGAAAGGGAGGUGAGAACGUGUCCCAGAUUCGUCGCAUGUCCGGUGCCAAGUGCACUGUCAGCGACUACUCCCGGGGUGCCGUCGAGCGGAUCUUGACCGUGAGCGGUGCCCAGGACGCGGUGGCCAAGGCCUUCGGUCUUAUCAUUCGUACCCUGAACAAUGAACCCAUCGAUGCCCCUUCCACUGCCCAGUCCAAGACGUACCCUCUGCGUUUGCUAAUCCCCCACAUUCUCAUUGGAUCCAUCAUCGGCAAGGGCGGUAGUCGUAUUCGCGAGAUCCAGGAGGCCUCUGGUGCACGCCUGAAUGCUUCCGAUACCUGCCUUCCUCUCUCGACCGAGCGCUCCCUGGUUAUUCUUGGUGUCGCCGAUGCCGUGCACAUUGCGACAUACUAUGUCGCCGUGACUCUGGUGGAGCAACUGACGGAGCGAUUCGGCGGCCCUGCAGCCUCGGCCUAUGCCACCCGCAGCGGUGGGCCUGCUGGCGCCGUGCCUGGCGGUAUGCAGGUGGUGCCAUACGUGCCUCAGCCCGCUGGUGGUCAGUACGGCCACCCAGACACCUUCAAGCGCAACCACCCCCACCCCAAUCGUGGCCAGCCUGGUGCCUACGGUGUUCCCUACCUGCAGGGUCAGGCGCCUGCCCCCGUUGCCCAGCCCGCCAUGCCAUAUGGUGCGGCCCCGCACACUCCCUACGCUGGUGCUACCCCCCACCAGCCGAACCCCUACGUGGGUGGCCCACAACCUGCUGCCGGCCGUGGCGGUGCUCCCACUGCCCCAGCCCCCGUUGGCGGUGCUAUGCCCGGCCAGCCACUGACCCAGCAGAUCUAUAUCCCCAACGAUAUGGUGGGUGCCAUCAUCGGUAAGGGCGGUGCCAAGAUCAACGAAAUACGCCACCUGAGCGGCAGUGUGAUCAAGAUCAACGAGCCUCAGGAGAACAGCAACGAGCGUCUGGUGACCAUUACUGGUACUCAGGAAUGCAACCAAAUGGCUUUGUACAUGCUUUACUCGCGGCUUGAAAGCGAGAAGCACCGCGUCUAAGGUCAGCAGGCCUUUAUCUAUGGGGAGCCCGUCCGGCGUCGCGCUCAAAAAGUCUACGGUGGUUCAUGAUGAUUCUGUUUCUCUUUGUUUCAAUCUCACAUGGGUGUUUUUGACUUCUCUUGUUGUAUCUUAUUUGAGGCGUGUCCUCCGAUUCCCUGCCUCCUAAUAACCAAUCCACCUAGUCAUUUCUGCCCUAUUGCCCUUUUCCCCUAGCAGUAGCCCAGGGCCCAUUUCUACCUUUGUUUUACCUCCCGAGUCACCCUCCAAAUUUCAUACUUGCAGCUCAUCCCAUCCCACUCGAUGAGAUUCCUCUCAUGUUGGCCUCUUAGUUGUUUCUCUCAGACCUCCCCAUUCUCUAGACUUUCUGGAAUCUGACAUGUUUCAUCUCCAAUUCAGGUACAGGGGGAAGGAGCAGCUUCUCUCGGAUCGGUGUGAUGCCAUCGACAAAGACCUUUGUCUUUUUGGCAUUAUUAUGGGUCUCCACGGUCUCCCAUCCCACGGCAAGCAAAUGCACUGUCGCCAGGCCGUUCGGACUCUUAUCAUGCUUCACCGUUCUCGGCCGCUCGACAUGGCCCAUCGACCAGGAUCGCGGCGCCGCUUCCUGUGGUAGCUGCUCCAGCAACGCCGUACGGAAAUUGACCAAGUCAGCGUCCAGCUGUCGGGUUUCGUAUGGCGACAUCUCACUGGCGACUAGCAGGAAACAGAGCUCGGUCACUGGGUUUUCAGUCAACGUGUUGGUGCUACUGAUGGGUGGGCUGAGAGUUGCAUAGAUUGCAGUUACAGGCUGGUCUUCUUCGAGGAAAGGUUCCAAGAGGGACGAGAGUAUUGCGCAGCGGGCGUCAGUCCAUUCUGGUAGAUUUUCGUUUAG
Messenger RNA from Penicillium brasilianum, 2959 nucleotides. NCBI's taxonomy places the organism in Eukaryota, Fungi, Ascomycota, Eurotiomycetes, Eurotiales, Aspergillaceae. The record is from the annotation of a GenBank genome assembly.